Messenger RNA from Neolamprologus brichardi, 2524 nucleotides. Its product is annotated as zgc:171566. Lineage: Eukaryota; Metazoa; Chordata; Actinopteri; Cichliformes; Cichlidae. The record is from RefSeq and is a predicted model, not a curated record. Gene Ontology annotation, biological process: tetrahydrofolylpolyglutamate metabolic process. Gene Ontology annotation, cellular component: vacuole. Gene Ontology annotation, molecular function: gamma-glutamyl-peptidase activity.
GACUUGAUAGUCGGAACACCUCAGAAUACAGACCGAGGAAAGUAGGAGGACUGCGAGAGAAGCCGGACUACCUCCUGGAGCACAGCAUCAGCACCCAGAGGACGGCAUCAUUUCUGGGAUUGCUUCAUUCCUGCAAUCCAGCUGACAUUGAUUGCCCCCUGCAGCGGUUUUGUGUUAGGAAUUGUGCGCGGUGUUUUGAAUGCCUCGAACAGCUGCAGCAGUCUUCGCGGUGCUGACCGCCUGCCUCUGGUGCUCACCCGCUCUGUGUGCUGUAGGAAGAACCCUCCAGCAGCUCAAUUACCGACCAAUUAUCGGUGUGUUGGCACAGGAAAACCUUCCAUGGGACCAGUUUGCUCGUGGGUCUUCUUACAUAGCUGCCUCCUAUGUCAAAUACUUAGAGGCUGCUGGGGCCAGGGUUGUACCUAUUCGAAUCAAUCGCACAGAAGAAGAGUACGCCAAGAUAUUUAACUCAAUAAACGGGUUGUUGUUGCCAGGUGGAGAUGUAGAUCUUCAGACGUCACAGUUCAGUCGAGCUGCCAAGAUCUUUUACAACUUGGCUCUGAAGGGCAAUGAUGCUGGAGACUACUUCCCUAUUUGGGGAACCUGCCAGGGCUUCCAGCAGCUCACUGUCCUGACUGCCAACAAAAACCUCCUCACGCUUACUGAUACCAAGGCUGUGGCUCUACCUCUGACACUCACAUCAGUGGCCCCAUCUAGCCGAUUAUUCCGGAAUUUUCCCAAAGAUUUGCUGCGGUCUUUGGCUAGUGAAAACAUCACUGCAAACUUCCACAGUUGGAGUCUCUCCAUGCAGAAUUACAGUCGAAAUGCCAAACUCAGGAGGUUUUACAAGAUCCUGUCCACUAACAGUGAUGGAAAGAAAGAAUUCAUCUCUACCAUGGAAGCCAACCAUUACCCAUUUUAUGCUGUGCAAUGGCAUCCAGAGAAAAGUCCUUUUGAGUGGGUAGAUAAGCCAGGAAUGAUUCAUUCUGUCUCCGCUGUAAGGGCCAGCUUCUACACUGCCAGCUUCUUUGUUUCUGAAGCCAUGAAAAACCACCAUCAUUACUCCAGUCCUGAUGAGGAAGACAAAGCUCUCAUUUACAACUUUUCUCCCAUUUACAGAGGCUUUGAUGCUGUUUUUGUGCAGAAUUAUUACUUUGAUUGAUGAUCAGUGCUGAAAAGGAACCACACCUGGUCACAGCCUAGUCCAAGUUUGUCAAAUCUUGGUUAAUUUUCUGGUUUAAACUUGAUAGAGUUUCAACGUACAGUGGCCUAAGAAAUCAAGUCACAGAUAAAAUGCAGAAAUGAAACUGUGAUUAAAAUGUAGUGAUAGAUGAUAGCUGAAAAUAUGUCAGAAUGCAAAUAAAGUCCCAAAUAAUUAAUUUAAUAUGGAAAACUGCUAAGAGAAAACAUACAAACAUAAAAAUAAAAAAGAAAUGCUCAACAAGUGUAUUUUUUUUUUUUCUCCUGCAGUAUUUUCAAGACAUGUUGUUAACACUGGUUUUGAUCCAAAUAAACCUUGCAAUUUUGGGGGGGGGAGUUACUAGUCGGGUCAUUUUUAUUCCAGAAUGUGUUUAAGCCACCUGCAGGAUCCUUAACGUAUGCUGUUAACCUUUUUUUUUUUUUGUUUGAUUUUCAUUUAUUUAGUACUUUUACUUUAUUUUUUGACAGCAUUGCUUGGGGGUUAGGAUCUAUUAAGAGACCAUUUUUGGUAUAUAGGUAGUUGUCUUAUCUGAAUCGUUUGGAUAAACCAAGUCUGGGAUCAGUAAAUUCCUAACUUCCAAUGUAUUUUUCCUUCUUCCGGAUGUAUUUCUUUGAGCUUACAGCACUUAAAAAUGAGUAGAUACCUUAACAGAGCAAGUAGAUGCAAAUUUCUUUAUGUAUUUACUCAAGAUAUUAUUUAAGUAUAUAUUUUAUAACCAAAGACUAAAAAGAUGAAAUGGGCAUGAUCAAUAAACACUGACUCACCAAUUUUUUAUGUUGAUGUUUAUUAUUUGCACAGUAUUAUUGACAGUUAUGAACAAACUGUUGUUACAAUAAUACAAUACAAUAAUUUACAGCAACCCAUCCUCUAACAUCAGUGUGUAGUUCAGAUUUUUAUUCAUGUCAUCCAGCAUAUGUCAUCAAAAAUUAGAUUUUAACUACCAUCUCAUUUUGAAGUACAGUGGUCCCUCGUUUAUCGCGGGAGUUAUGUUCUAAAAAUAACCUGCGAUAGGUGAAAUCUGUGAAGUAGCCAGCUUUAGUGUUUUACAAUUAUUAUAGAUGUUUUAAGUCUGUAAAACCCCUCACAACACACUUUAUACACUUUUCUCAGACAGGCAUGAACAUUUUUACACUUUUCUCUCUUGUUUAAACACUCUGAAAGUUCAAACCUUCGUAGAAAAAUGAGUCCAGUAUUAUAUAAUGAAACCUAAGGCACCCGUGAUUGACUUUGACGGUACCAAACGUUUCGUCGACAUUGUUGUGUUUGUUGGGGAGAAAACUUACAAACAUACUGUACAGCACUUCAGAGUCACACUGUUAGCGA